UAAUGUUUUCCAGGACACAUUGAUGGUCUUACAUCAAAACUUAUUAUGCUAGAAAAGAUUUCUCCAAAAAUAUUCAGAGAAAAACUUGGAUUGAUUAAGCCAGCAAAUUCAUUGAAUAUACUUCAUCACAUUUUGAAGAAAGUGUCUGAUUUGCAGGAGGGCUCUUAUCUAUUGACUCAUGCUGCAGGAGAUUCGUCAGUUACAAUCUACAAGAGUUCCCUUGACAAGCCAACAAGAGCUUCAUAUGACUUACAUAAGGCUCACUGUGAUCUGCCUACAGUACCUGCCAUGCUCUCAGUCCCUUGGGUGCCACUGGAUCCCAGUCUCCCUUUGCCCUAUCACAUGAAACAUGGGAGAGUCCCAUGCACCUUUCCGCCUGCACCCCAAGAAGCCAUGGGGAAACAGAAGAUGACUGGGGUGAAAGGGCAGUCAGACACACCCUAUGAGGGAGAGCCAGUAACUAUGGAAACAAAAGGCAAUCCAGCUAAGUCUGUUAGAAAUGAAGGUGUGGCUGCAAAGAAACUGAAGAAUUACUGCAAACAAAGAAUGAUGAAGAAAAAGUGGAAAAUGAAGCAAAACAGAACACAGGUGAAGUAGGAAUAUCUGAACCGUGCUAAGCAUGGAGUGGAGAAGUUCAAAAUGGAACAAUGAAUUUGAGGGUUUUUGCAGUUUCAAAGGAGCCAGAACAAACCAUUAGGGGAAACAGCUCCACAGCCAUAUUUAGGAACACCAAAAAGUUUUAUGAGCCUUUAACCACUUCUUACCUUAGUGGGCACAUUUCAAUUGAAAAAUCUUAAAUUUAGUUGGGUUCAAAGCAAACAAACAAAAAAAAUGAGUGUCUCCUGUUGAAGUCAGGGGAAAAAAGUAUAUCCUGUUAGUCUCAUCAUUUUCAUAGAAUAACUACAGCUUGAAGAGUGAAGAUGCAGUGGUCUACAACAGUAUCUGAUAUGACGUAACAACAAGAAAAGCAGUUUUUCAGUUUGCUUACUUCUUCCAGAAUCACUACAGAUUUGUAUUCUGGCAUUCUAAAAUCAUAUUUUACUUUACGUGGUAUAGCUAAGAGAUUUAUCUAGUUAAUUCUUUUAACAUAAUGUCUACCAAUUUUUUACAAUUAUUUACAAAAACACAUUCUCUUUUUAGGAUGGUGUAGCAAAUAAGUCUGGGAAAACAAAAGCUGUGUUUUAUAGAAAAAAAGUGCUGUAAAUUUGCAAUGGAAAGCCUAAGAAUACAGCAAAGUAUAAAACAGUUAAAGAAGAUUUUUCUUUUUCCCCAGCACAAUUUCCAGGAAUUACUUUGGUUUCUAGCAUGUCUUCAAAAAUGAGUAUUGAUGGUUUUUUAUUGUAUUACUGAAAGGUUACAGUCUAAUCUCCUAUCAGAAUGCAGGGGAAUACGUGAUACUGUUUACCUGAGGUUUUAAGGUUUGCCUUAAUUGUCAUUUGAAAAAAAGACAAGACUAUACCAUGCCUCAGCAGCUCACUUGAAAUUUUGAGCCAAACACAGUGUGAGGUUAGAAAAAGAGUAUACUGACUGUCUGUUGCAAUUUCCUAGUGAGUAAGAAAAAUGAAAAUUCUUACAAUGGUCAGUAUUGAAGCACCUUGUAAACUGUGAUGCAUUUGUAAUUAUAUUUUCUGGAUUUCUGGGUGUUUUUUUAUGUGUUAUUAUUGUGUGUAUAAUUAUGUGUUUCUUCAUUAGAAGAACUGAUUUUUAGAAAAGCUAUGAACUCUUGAAAGUCAGUAAAUUCUUUCCAUGUUUGCCUUAUAAAUCACAGAAGUAUUUUAAAAUGUCAGCCAAUUUCUGUUUGACUGAUGUUUGUGUAUGUGCUUAAACAAAAGCCUUCAAGAUUUUCUUCCACUUCUUUUACUUGGACUAAAUAAGGUACAAAGUACAUACGUUUGAUUGGAGUUCUUCUAUAUAACAUGGAAGUUUUGUUGUUGAGUUUUUUUAUCAUAAAAGUAAAAAUAAAGUAUUUUAUUUGUUUA
Molecule: messenger RNA, 1979 nt
Organism: Meleagris gallopavo (turkey)
Lineage: Eukaryota; Metazoa; Chordata; Aves; Galliformes; Phasianidae
Source: RefSeq, a predicted model, not a curated record